AUGAGACCUGUUGCCGAGGUUUUUCCAAAUUCCAGACAUUUGUUAUGUACUUGGCAUAUCAACAACGACGUGGAGGCCCGCGUAUCAUUUUUGUGCAACAAGAACAAGGAUGUUGGUCGAGCGUUCAAGAACGGAGUUUGGAAAAGAAUCAUGGAGGCGUCGACUGUGGAAGAAUAUGAUCGUGCAGUUGCAAGCAUGGAAGAUCGCUAUGUAAGAUGGCAGAGCGUUAUCGAUUAUGUGCACAACACAUGGCUUACUGAUCAUAGGCAGAAAAAAGUGCAUGCUUCUAUCAUUAACCAAGUUACAGAGAUUAAAAAUGGAUUAGAGAGUUCAAGGCGUCGACAUGGUGCGUUAUUCAAGAGUUAUCUAUACCAACACCUUGUUGGUCGUGUGUCCCAUCAUGCUUUGGAGCUUAUUUUGGAAGAACAUACGAGGAUGCGACAGUUAAGUACCGAAGUUUUUGAGAGGUGGUGUUGUGCUAAAUUGUCCACUCAUGGACUCCCAUGUGCUUGCAACAUAUAUAUGGCGGUCCAAGGUGGAGUUGGGUUGUAUCUUGACCUUGUCCAUCGAUUUUGGAGGACCUUUGAGAUCGGAGAUGGGGCGGACAUUCCGCAGUUUGUGGAGGAGUCCGCACAAGUCGUUGAGCUAUUCCGAUCCCUUAUCGAUGACAUGUUAGCUCAAGAUAUUGCAGUUGUCCGAGAUAUUUCGAGAAUCGUUCACGAUGAGUUGCAUCCCGAGAAUGCGGGUUUUGAGGAACCGGAACCCAACUUAACUAGGAGAGGGAGACCAAGGAAACAAAGAAACUCCACUACAAGGAAUCUCAGUUUUGUCGAAGAUGUGCGUAAUAUGGGUCCUCGUCGGAGUUAUGAUCAAGGGUCGUCGUCAAUGAGCACCCAACAAACGAGGUCUUCAUUAGGAAGCUAUAUGAGCAUUGAUCUCAUCCCGCCUGGUUUCAAAGAGUGGUUACCUCAAUUCAUGUUGCAGUAUAUUAGAGGAUACUGUGAUGUAAUCCCUGACGGGAACUGCGGAUUCCGAUGUGCCGCAGAGUUUUUCUUGGGUGAUCAAGAACGAUAUGGUGAGAUUCGAUCAACGCUUGUUGGAGAGAUCGGAAAGCUUGAACAAUACCGCCAUGUAUACCGUCCUGAUUCUAUUGCUAAUGUCUCGUGGCGUAUAAAUUGGAGAGGUGGACGGUGUGGAGAGGAACACUGGAUGAUUACCGAUUGUGACUUGUGGCCUCUUGCCACACACUUCAAUGCGGUCGUAAUUUAA
Messenger RNA from Spinacia oleracea (spinach), 1269 nucleotides. RefSeq lists its product as uncharacterized. The coding region runs from base 1 to 1269 and encodes 422 amino acids. The record is from RefSeq and is a predicted model, not a curated record. NCBI's taxonomy places the organism in Eukaryota, Viridiplantae, Streptophyta, Magnoliopsida, Caryophyllales, Amaranthaceae. The transcript has 3 exons.